Propithecus coquereli (Coquerel's sifaka) is the source of this 3720-nucleotide messenger RNA. It is a transcript of the gene ATAD2, whose product is annotated as ATPase family, AAA domain containing 2. Gene Ontology annotation, cellular component: nucleus. The record is from RefSeq and is a predicted model, not a curated record. Gene Ontology annotation, molecular function: chromatin binding; ATP hydrolysis activity; ATP binding. The transcript has 28 exons. Lineage: Eukaryota; Metazoa; Chordata; Mammalia; Primates; Indriidae. Gene Ontology annotation, biological process: positive regulation of transcription by RNA polymerase II. The coding region runs from base 1 to 3720 and encodes 1239 amino acids.
AUGGUGGUCCACCGCAGCAGCUUGGAGAUACACGGCCACUCCGCCACCUCGGCCUCGGACUCCUUGGACCUGUCCAGCGAGUUCCUCAGCCUGGAGCAGAUCGGCCGGAGGCGGCUCCGAUCGGCCGGCGCCGCGCAGAAACCCGCCGUCACAGCGGCCGUGGCCCGCGAUGGGUCUUCAGUUAAGGAAGUCGAAACCUACCACCGGACACGUGCUUUAAGGUCUUUGAGAAAAAAUGCACAGAAUUCUUCAGAUUCUAGUUUUGAUAAGAAUAUGGAAGUAACGGAGAAUCAUGCUAAUGGCAGGCAUUUUACAAGGCAGUUGGCCAGACAGCAGGCUGAUAAAAAAAAAGAAGAGUGCAAAGAAGACAAAGUGAUUCCAGUUAUUCGGUCAUUGAGGACUAGAAAUAUUGUUCAAACUACAGGCCACUUGCACGAAGAGAAUGGUGAUGUUGAAGUGCGCCGCAGUUGCAGGAUUAGAAGUCGUUAUAAUACUGUAAACCAGUCUGUGCUAUUUGACAAACUUAUAACAAACACCGCUGAAGCUGUACUUCAAAAAAUGGAUGACAUGAAGAAAAUGCAUAGACAGCAAAUGAGAGAACUCGAAGACUUCAGAGUGUUUAAUGAAACAGAAGAAGGCAAUCUUAAUAUGUACACAAGAGGAAAACAAAAAGGUAUUCAAAGAACUGAUGAAGAAACAACUGAUAAUCAAGAAGGCAGUGUGGAAUCGUCUGAAGAGGGUGAAGACCAAGAAGAUGAAGAUGAUGGUGAAGAUGAAGAUGAUGGUGAAGAUGAAGAUGAUGAUGAUGAUGGUGACGACGACGAUGACGACGACGAUGAUGACGAUGAUGACGAAGAAGAUGGAGAAGAAGAUAAUCAGAAACGCUAUUAUCUUAGACAAAGAAAGGCUGCUGUUUACUAUCAGGCUCCAUUGGAAAAACCUCGUCAUCAGAGAAAGCGCAACAUAUUUUAUAGUGGCCCAGCUUCUCCCACAAGACCAAGAUACAGAUUAUCUUCUGUAGGACCAAGAAGUCCCUACUAUAAACGAAUGAACAGGCGAAGGCAUGCAAUCCACAGCAGUGACUCUACUUCAUCUUCCUCUUCUGAAGAUGAACAACACUUUGAGAGGCGGAGAAAAAGGAGCCGUAAUAAAGCUAUCAAUAGGUGUCUCCCACUAAAUUUUCGAAAAGAUGAAUUAAAAGGCAUUUAUAAAGAUAGAAUGAAAAUCGGAGCAAGCCUUGCUGAUGUUGAUCCAAUGCAACUAGAUUCUUCAGUACGAUUUGAUAGUGUUGGUGGCCUGUCAAAUCAUAUUGCAGCUCUAAAAGAAAUGGUGGUAUUUCCAUUACUUUAUCCAGAAGUGUUUGAAAAAUUCAAAAUUCAACCCCCAAGAGGUUGUUUGUUUUAUGGUCCGCCUGGAACUGGAAAAACUCUAGUUGCUAGAGCACUUGCCAAUGAGUGCAGUCAAGGAGAUAAAAGAGUAGCAUUUUUCAUGAGGAAAGGUGCUGAUUGUCUGAGUAAAUGGGUAGGGGAAUCUGAAAGACAGCUACGAUUGCUAUUUGAUCAGGCCUAUCAGAUGCGCCCGUCAAUUAUUUUCUUUGAUGAAAUCGAUGGUCUGGCUCCAGUACGGUCAAGCAGGCAAGAUCAAAUUCACAGUUCUAUUGUUUCCACCCUGCUGGCUCUUAUGGAUGGAUUGGACAGCAGAGGGGAAAUUGUCGUAAUUGGUGCUACCAACAGACUAGAUUCUAUAGACCCUGCUUUACGAAGGCCUGGUCGAUUUGACAGAGAAUUCCUUUUUAGCCUACCUGAUAAAGAUGCUCGAAAAGAGAUUCUAAAGAUUCACACAAGGGAUUGGGAUCCCAAACCACUGGACAUAUUUUUAGAAGAACUAGCAGAAAACUGUGUUGGAUACUGUGGAGCAGAUAUUAAGUCAAUAUGUGCUGAAGCUGCUUUAUGUGCUCUACGUCGACGCUACCCACAGAUCUAUACCACUAGUGAGAAACUACAGUUGGAUCUCUCUUCAAUUAAUAUCUCAGCUAAAGAUUUUGAGGUGGCUAUGCAAAAGAUGAUACCAGCUUCCCAAAGAGCUGUGACAUCACCUGGGCAGGCACUGUCCAGCAUUGUGAAACCACUUCUGCAAAGCACUGUUCACAAGAUCUUAGAAGCCCUGCAAAGAGUAUUUCCACAUGCAGAAAUCAGAACAAAUAAAGCACUGGACUCAGGUAUUUCUUAUCCUCUGCUAGAAAGUGACUUGGCAUACAGUGACGAUGAUGUUCCAUCAGUAUAUGAAAAUGGACUUUCUGAGAAAUCUCUUAAGACAAAAGAAAAUUUUAAUUUUCUUCAUUUGAAUAGAAAUGCUUGUUACCAACCUAUGUCUUUUCGACCAAGAAUAUUGAUAGUGGGAGAACCAGGAUUUGGACAGGGUUCUCACUUGGCACCAGCUGUCAUUCAUGCUUUGGAAAAAUUUACUGUGUAUACAUUAGACAUUCCUGUUCUUUUUGGAGUUAGUGCUAUGUCCCCUGAAGAAACAUGUGCCCAGAUGAUUCGUGAAGCUAAGAGAACAGCACCAAGCAUAGUGUAUGUUCCUCAUAUCCACUUGUGGUGGGAAAUAGUUGCACCAACACUCAAAGCCACAUUUACCACAUUAUUACAGAAUAUUCCAUCAUUUGCUCCAGUUUUACUACUUGCAACUUCUGACAAACCCCAUUCUGCUCUUCCAGAAGAGGUAAUUUAUACUUUAAAAAGAGAGUUGUUUGUACCAAAGCUUUUCUCUGUAGUUUAUAGUUCUGGAGUUUUGCAGGCCUUGGAGGUACUCCCAGUAGCACCGCCACCUGAGCCAAGACCAUUGACAGCAGAAGAAGUAAAACAACUAGAAGAACAAGAAGAAGAUACAUUUAGAGAACUGAGGAUUUUCUUAAGAAAUGUUACACACAGACUUGCUAUUGACAAGCGAUUCCGAGUAUUUACUAAGCCUGUUGACCCUGAUGAGGUUCCUGAUUAUGUCACUGUAAUAAAGCAACCAAUGGACCUUUCAUCUGUAAUCAGUAAAAUUGAUCUACACAAAUAUCUGACUGUGAAAGACUAUUUGAGAGAUAUUGAUCUAAUCUGUAGUAAUGCUUUAGAAUACAAUCCCGAUAGAGAUCCUGGAGAUCGUCUUAUUAGGCAUAGAGCCUGUGCUUUAAGAGAUACUGCCUAUGCCAUAAUUAAAGAAGAACUUGAUGAAGACUUUGAACAGCUCUGUGAAGAAAUCCAGGAAUCUAGAAAGAAAAGAGGUUGUAGCUCCUCCAAAUAUGCCCCAUCUUACUACCAUGUGAUGCCAAAGCAAAAUUCCACUCUUGCUGGUGAUAAAAGAUCAGAUGCAGAGCAGAAUGAAAAGCUAAAGACACCCAAUACUCCCAUGGCUUGCAGCACUCCUGAAAUGGGUGUUCUGCGAAUGACUCGAGCUAGGCGUUCCCAAGUAGAACAGCAGCAGCUCAUCAGUGUUGAAAAGGCUUUGGCAAUUCUUUCUCAGCCUACACCCUCACUUGUUGUGGACCAUGAGCGAUUAAAAAAUCUUUUGAAGACUGUUGUUAAAAAAAGUCAAGAAUACAAUAUAUUUCAAUUGGAACAUUUGUAUGCGGUAAUCAGCCAGUGUAUUUAUCAGCAUCGCAGUGACUAUGAUAAAACAACACUUAUUCAGAAAAUGGAGCAAGAGGUAGAAAACUUCAUUUGUUCCAGAUCAUGA